AUGUAUUCCAUGAGAAAGUUGAUAGUGAUUUUCUUUAUCUCUCUAUCUCUUAUAACUUUUUCUUCGGGAGAUUUGAUAGACGAUGUUUGCCGAAAGUCUAGAGACUUUAAAGUAUGUACCACCUCUCUUAGGGCGGACCCUAAGAGCUCAUCUGCUGAUGAAAAAGGUUUGAUACGUAUACUGCUUCAACAAUGUUUAGCAAAGGCAACAAGUAUUUACAAUGAAAUUGUAAAUCUACUAAAGGAAACAAAAGAACCUGUUCUCAAAGAAUGCCUUCAAAUUUGUAAGGACAAUUAUGAUGGUUCGAACGAGGAUCUUAUAGAUUCAAUUAAAUAUUUUGAUGCAAGUGACUAUUUUUCGCUGAAGAUUAGUGCUGCUGGUGCUACAAAUGGUGCAGUCACUUGUGAAGAAGCAUUUACUGAACCACCUGUUAGAAAAUCUCCAAUAAAAUCAGAAAAUGACAAUUUUGCUGAUUUUGUUCAUUUAACAAUGAGUUUGAUACCACCACCAAAGUAGUAAUAAGAAGUUUCAUUACUAUGCUCAUUUAUAAGAUGUUGUCGUGACUACAUAAUGGUUUAUUCUAAAAUUUUAC
This is a messenger RNA of Lycium barbarum (goji berry), 592 nucleotides long. RefSeq names its product pectinesterase inhibitor-like. The record is from RefSeq and is a predicted model, not a curated record. The transcript has a single exon. Gene Ontology annotation, molecular function: enzyme inhibitor activity. NCBI's taxonomy places the organism in Eukaryota, Viridiplantae, Streptophyta, Magnoliopsida, Solanales, Solanaceae. Bases 1 to 516 code for a protein of 171 amino acids.